AUGAGCCGCCCGCCCUCGGCCGGCCCCGGCGCUAGCAAGCCCGGCCCCAAGCCGCCGCCGCCGCCCGCCGCGCCCGCGCCCGGCCCCGCCGCGCCCCCCGCCGGCCCCGGCCCCGCGGCCGCCCCGCUGCCCGAGCUGACGUCGCUGUUCGAGUGCCCGGUGUGCCUGGACUUCGUGCUGCCGCCCAUCCUGCAGUGCCAGGCCGGACACCUGGCGUGCAACCCAUGCCGCCGCGGGCUGCGCUGCUGCCCGACCUGCCGCGGCGCCCUGACGCCCAGCAUCCGCAACCUGGCCAUGGAGAAGGUGGCGGCGGCCGUGCGCUUCCCGUGCAAGUACGCCACCACCGGCUGCUCUCUGACGCUGCACCACACGGAGAAGCCGGAGCACGAGGAUGUGUGUGAGUUCCGGCCCUACGCCUGCCCCUGCCCCGGCGCCUCCUGCAAGUGGCAGGGGGCCCUGGAGACGGUCAUGUCGCACCUGAUGCUGGCGCACAAGAGCAUCACCACGCUGCAGGGGGAGGACAUCGUCUUCCUGGCCACGGACAUCAACCUGCCGGGCGCCGUGGACUGGGUCAUGAUGCAGUCCUGCUUUGGCCACCACUUCAUGCUGGUGCUGGAGAAGCAGGAGAAGUACGAGGGGCACCAGCAGUUCUUCGCCAUCGUGCUGCUCAUCGGCACGCGCAAGCAGGCCGAGAACUUCGCCUACCGGCUGGAGCUGAACGGGAACCGGCGGCGGCUGACCUGGGAGGCCACGCCGCGCUCCAUCCACGACGGCGUGGCCGCCGCCAUCCUCAACAGCGACUGCCUGGUCUUCGACACGGCCAUCGCGCAUCUGUUUGCGGACAACGGGAACCUGGGCAUCAACGUGACCAUCUCCACCUGCUGCCCCUGACGUGCCCGGCUCCUCCGUUUAAUAAAAGGUUUUAUAGAGGUUUA
This is a messenger RNA of Dipodomys spectabilis (banner-tailed kangaroo rat), 935 nucleotides long. It is a transcript of the gene Siah2, whose product is annotated as siah E3 ubiquitin protein ligase 2. NCBI's taxonomy places the organism in Eukaryota, Metazoa, Chordata, Mammalia, Rodentia, Heteromyidae. The transcript is spliced from 2 exons. The coding region runs from base 1 to 891 and encodes 296 amino acids. The record is from RefSeq and is a predicted model, not a curated record. Gene Ontology annotation, cellular component: cytoplasm. Gene Ontology annotation, biological process: multicellular organism development; proteasome-mediated ubiquitin-dependent protein catabolic process. Gene Ontology annotation, molecular function: ubiquitin conjugating enzyme binding; ubiquitin protein ligase activity; zinc ion binding.